AUGGGCACAUUUUUGGAGAAGAUUCUGAAGUUUCAAGUGUCGGUGGGGUCUAAACAGAUGUUAAUUAGUAGUGGACACUCAGUGUACCUUCAGAAAAAAAUCAUUAAUAAUCAGAGGAUAUUGUUUGGUAAAGUUUUUAUGGUAAUAUCAGACCAGUUACAGUGCAUGGACGCUUAUAAUGAUCAGAAAAUCUUUGCACUUUUCUCGCAGAUCUUCGAUUAUAUGCCUAUUGCAGCUAUCGUUAACGACACUUUAUUUUGUUGCCACGGUGGUGUCUCGCAAUGGAUGACGUCGAGAGAUGCGAUUCGUAACAUAAAACGUCCAAUUGUCUUAUACAGUAUGAGUAUGCUACAAAGCUGUCUAUUCACAGACCUUCUGUGGGCAGAUCCCAAUCCAAGCCAAAUAAAAACUUCUUUUCGCCAGUUUCAAGAUUGUGCUGGGUUGCUGCGUGGAAAGCAAGAUUAUGAGGGUGGCGUCUGCGUCAAUUUUCCUGGAAAAUGUAUCACAGUUCAUACCACAAAUGCUAAUGACCUUUCUCAAAUUCGGGCUGCGUACCUGUUGUUGAAAAAGAUUGGUGAUCAACUAGAUGUAGAUUGUUCGCAGAAUGCUUUUAACCGAUGUCACAUACCGCCGCCGAGUCGGCUCGAGUAUAUUGGAAUGAUGUGGUCUUUUGUUACCAACUACAGGAAACUUCGAUAUACCGACUACUUCAACAAGUUAUCCAGGAAGAACAUGAUUGAACAUUGGACAGUUAAUGAGUCUUCUGAACUACAUUUUGUGUCGCCAGAAAUAAUACGUGACUGGAUGGUGGUAUGUGCUACGCGAGAAUUAUCGCAUAUUUCUAAGUUCCAGGACAAUGGGAGACACGUAACAACAAUUGCAGCGUACACCGAGUAUUUUCCUAUAAUAUUUGACAUUAUUAAAGGUCUGAAGGGGACAUUUCGUGUAAUCUUAACCGAUGAAGAAAUUCAUUUCUUUCACACUAUAUCCAUGUUUCCUCCACAAUCGCAUCUUCCAAUAAGCUACAAAGAUUGGCCAUUGGAACCUUUUGAAAUAAAAGUUCCAAACAAUCAAGAUGUUCUGAGUAGGAUCAAAUCGCUGUCACAAGUGUGGGAACCACUGCCGUCAUAA
Messenger RNA from Enterobius vermicularis (human pinworm), 1131 nucleotides. The record is from the annotation of a GenBank genome assembly. Lineage: Eukaryota; Metazoa; Nematoda; Chromadorea; Rhabditida; Oxyuridae.